Messenger RNA from Perca fluviatilis (European perch), 860 nucleotides. RefSeq names its product lysozyme C-like. Lineage: Eukaryota; Metazoa; Chordata; Actinopteri; Perciformes; Percidae. Bases 1 to 609 code for a protein of 202 amino acids. The transcript is spliced from 4 exons. Gene Ontology annotation, molecular function: lysozyme activity. The record is from RefSeq and is a predicted model, not a curated record.
AUGGAAGGUGGAAUUUCAGCCUCUUUCAACAGGUUUGUUGGAAUUGGACGAAAUUCAAAGAAAACCAGGAGUACGUGUUUGAAUAAAGCAGCCACAGGGGUGUCAGCUGAGCUGAGAGACUAUAAAAGGACAUUUAGCAGCAGCUGUGGAACCAUUCGUUCCAGUAGAGAGUCCAUCAUGAGGUGUCUUGUGUUUCUGCUCUUCGUGGCUGUGGCCAACGCCAGGGUUUACUCACGCUGUGAAUGGGCCCGAGUGCUGAAGAAUUAUGGGAUGGACGGCUACCGCGGCAUAAGCCUGGCUGAGUGGGUUUGUCUGAGCAAGUGGGAGUCAAAUUACAACACCGCAGCCAUCAACCGCAACACCGACGGAUCCACUGACUACGGCAUCUUCCAGAUCAACAGCCGCUGGUGGUGUAACAACGGCCGCGGCCGCACAUCGAACGCAUGCAACAUUAAUUGUAGCGAGCUUCUGACCGACAAUGUCGGAGUGGCAAUCAAUUGUGCCAAGCGUGUCGUUAGGGAUCCCAAUGGCAUCGGAGCCUGGGUGGCCUGGCGCAAUCACUGCAAGAACCGCAACCUGAGCUCCUACGUGGCAGGAUGUGGCCUUUAAUCAACUAAUGGAACCAGAAUAUUCUCCCAUCUUCAGCUGCAUAGGAUGGAAUAAUUUCUAUUGGUAUGUUUGAUCCGACAGGAGUAAAUCACAGUUACUGAAGCUACGGAAGUCUCUUUUAAAACAAGACAAUUCAAAACUUUACUUAAAUGUAUUAAGUUCCUACUUAUACAUGAUGUAACUACUAUCUAAUCAGUGAAAACAAGUGUUUUGAGUUGAAUUAUGUUAUCAAAAGCAACUAAUGAAACAAU